AUGGUGCUUUUCCAGUUGAAUCCGGACGAUGCGUACCUCAGCUUAACGCGGGAAGACAUGCAAUCUCUCAAAAAUGACUGGUUGACGGAUAAUAUAAUUUCCUUCUGGGAAGAGUAUCUGGAGCGCGAGUUCCUGGUACAAUAUAAACACUCGAAUAUUGUCCUCCUCCGGCCAAGCAUGUCGUUCAUGAUCUUGCAAACCCCCAACCCGCACUCCUUGCGCGAAGCCCUUCCGGACUUCUCCCGCACGACGCACGUAUUCCUGCCCAUCAACGACUGCCGCAACGUGACCGAGGCUGAAGGCGGCACCCACUGGUCUCUGCUGCUGAUCUCCAUCGUGGAUGGCGUCGCCUUCCACUACGACUCGCUGCCGCCUGGUAAUUAUUGGGAGGCGCGACAGGUGACGAUGAAGUUCGGGGCGCUUCUCGGACGGCCGAUCAGGUAUAUUCAUCUGGAAGACUCCCCUGUGCAGGAGAACGGCAGCGACUGCGGGGUAUUUGUGUGUCUGAGCAUGCGCCAUCUGCUGCUGAAGCGGUUGUUGACAGCCAACGCGAACGAGAAGGUCAGCAUGAGUCUCGGAGGCCGAAAGGUGGACGCGCGCGCCGGGCGCAAAGAGAUCGCGAAGAUUAUCGAGGGCUUCCGGAAAGAAGGGGAGCGACGGAGAUCGUACGUUGACCUAUUGGUUUAUAUCACGCGAGUCUUAGCCCGUUAG
Molecule: messenger RNA, 711 nt
Organism: Aspergillus terreus NIH2624
Lineage: Eukaryota; Fungi; Ascomycota; Eurotiomycetes; Eurotiales; Aspergillaceae
Product: Ulp1 protease family protein
Exons: 5
Coding region: 1-711 (236 amino acids)
Biological process (GO): proteolysis
Molecular function (GO): cysteine-type peptidase activity; deNEDDylase activity
Source: RefSeq, a predicted model, not a curated record